Molecule: messenger RNA, 8211 nt
Organism: Prorocentrum cordatum
Lineage: Eukaryota; Dinophyceae; Prorocentrales; Prorocentraceae
Source: the annotation of a GenBank genome assembly
AUGACAUCAUCAACUACUGGAUGCUCUUUCUCUUCGACGAGUUCGACGCCGAGCAAGAUCGUGGUGCUCAUCGGUCUCCUCGGCAUCCUGAUCAACGUAGCGAGCGCGACGGAGCCCCUGGGCUUCAGGCCCAUGACGCCGCAGCGCGGCCAGCGCAUCGGCGAGUCACGGCUGCCGGCGCCACAGUGGGGCCAACCCCACGAGCAGAACGUGCAGGGCCUGCCGGCGGCGGAGCUGGCCCAGCAGAGCACGUCGAAGGUCCCGCCGUUCUGGGCCCCGUACCUUGAGCAGCGCGGGUACCCCUUCAGGCUGUGGGUUCAAGAUGUGAUGUUGUGGUGUGCGGCGACGGAGCUGCAGCAGCACCAGCGCGGCCCGGCGAUCGUCCAGCGGCUCGGCGGCACGGCGAGGGACCUCUGCCGCGAAGUGCCUGUCGAGGCCAUUGCGCACGGCAGGUACGACCAGCUGGGCAACCUGGUCGAGGACGGAGUGCAGAUGCUGAUCACAGGACUCAAGCGGCGCUUCGGCCCGCUCGAUGUCCAGUCCUCGAUCAGCACCAUCGUCGAGCUGCUGACAUUCCGCAGACUGGAGAGGGAGAGCGUCGACGAUGCGAUCACGCGCUUCGAGGCUCUGCGCGCCCGAGUGGCGCAACUUGACGAACCGCUCGUGCUGCCGACGCCGGUGCUCUCGCUGCUGUUCUUGGAGGCCCUGCAUGUGCCCAAGGCCGUGUACCCCCUGGUGCUGCAGUCCAACGGCGGCCAGCUGCCAAUGACGAUCGACCAGCUGAACAGCGUGAUCGGGAUGGUGCGGCAGCAGGGCCACUUUGCGGAGCACACUCAUGCAGGACCUCAGAACUUGUCUGAAGGAUACCGCGGCAAAGGAUAUCACGGUCAUCAUUGGUUCACGGGCGAGAAUGACAGCGGCGCCAACACCUGGAACGACACGGCCGCAUACAUGUAUGGUCAGAGCGCAUCCAGCGCGGCAGGGAGCGCUGGAUCCGCACCACAGCACUACGUGGUCCAGGACGACGAGGGCUACGAUUGUUGCGCCGUCUGCUCGAGCUAUUUGUACGAAGACGAGCCCGGGGACGAUGACUCGAUGACCGACGACGAUGACUUGGACACUUCCCAGUUCACUCAGGAGGAACUACAGGAGUAUUACGGCGACUCCGAGGGCUGGGACUACGACACCCUGUUACACGAGUACAUGUUCGCGAAGCGCAGGUUUCGCCACUUUGUUCAACGGAACAGCCGCCGCUCUCGUUUCCCGCGCAGCAACUGGUCUCUUCGUAUGAACAGCGGCAAGGGUGGCAGCAGCUUCGGACGUGGUCGAGGCCCCGGCAAGGGAUACCACUUUGGAGGAUCGGUGGUGAACCCAGGCUCGCUGGCAGGAGGAAAAGGUAAGAAGAAGAAGGGCGGCAAGCACUACAUGGCAGGCACGCCCGGCGCCACCAAUCCUCGAGGCAGUGACGGCCGCACCAUGCGGUGCCACGAGUGCGACUCGGAGACUCACCUCGUGGCCGCCUGCCCCAAGCGCAAGGGCAAGGGCAAGGGCAAGCAUUUCAUGUCCUGGAACUCUGGCAGCGCCUCGACGGGGACGCAGCAGGUUGGGGCUCCUGCCGCCGACCCAACACUGUCCGCCUAUGCGCCUGUGCCCGCGCAGCCGCGGACUGGAGCCCUGUCUGGAGUGCUGCACUGGUUUGCCGAGGACGCCCGUACGCCCGGCCUGCGGAUCGACGACCUUGACGAGGACACCUGCCGCGAGGCUCUGAGCUGGGAGACCCUGGACAUGCGCGACAACGUCGCAGAGCACGACAUACUGACGGAGAUCCAGGCCAGCAUGCAGGACCGAGCUGCGGAGGAUCAGCCUCCGACGACAGCUGGGCGAUCAGCGGCCUCGACCAGCCCGACAUGGUUCCCAUGGUGGCGAGUCGAUCAGUUCGAGAACGCCAGCGGGGAGACCUACUUGGUUCGCACCCGCAUGAAGGACAGGAGCGGCGAGGCUCUACUGGUGGACCCCGGGAGCCCAGGCAACCUUACUGGCGAUGAGUGGGGUAACAGGAUGGCAGCGCGACAGCAGCAGGCAGGACGUCCACCGCCUGUCCGCACCCCACUCGACCGUGUGCUUGAGGUUGGAGGUGUGGGCUCAGGAUCUCAGCAGGCCACGCACGCAUAUCGCUAUCAACUGGCGCUGCAGGGAGGACAAGCCGCGACCUACGAGGCGCCGGUGCUCCCGAACAGCAGCGUUCCGGCACUGCUCGGGCGAGCAUCGCUGCGGGACCAGCGCAUGCUGCUCGACUGCUUCAACAAUCGCAUGUACCGCAUCGGCCCGGGCGGCUACUCCCUGCGGCUGAGCCCAGACGGGAACAUCGGGGAGUUCGGGACCCACGAGGACGAUGGCAUUGGCGACCUCGACGACCUCAGACUCGACAUCCUUGCCUGCAGCAACCGCCCCGACUCCCGCAUCCACCAGGACGGCAAGCAAGAAGACCACUACGGCGACGUCAUCCGGCAGCGGGAAGUACAGGGGAGACCGCCAUUGGCAUGGGUGUUCGGCGACUUGCAGAACCUGUGCCAGAAUGCGCUGCACGGAUGCGGAUAUGCGGUGGGUCGCAACUGUGAUGUUCACAGAUUCCUCGGGCAGGAGGAUAAGUGGGCGGAUUCCUUGCGCCACCAGCAGCCGGAGCUCGUUUGGAUCAGCCUGGCUCAGCCGGGCACGUCGCGAGGCACUCGCAACGACAAGCGAGCCAAGCGUUUCGAGUGUAAGAUUGCUCGAGCUCAACUUGAAGGGCAUCGCUGCUGCAUCGUCGAGGCGGACGAGGGCAGCGCAGUGUGGGACAUGCCCGACAUCUUGGAGCUGCUGGACGACAGGAGGUGGCACUCAGUUUCAUUCGCGGACGACGUCGACGAGACAGGCUGCAAGGUGAGUGCGCUGACCGCGAGCUUUCCCACCGAGCAGAGGACGCGCGACAAGGCGCGCAAGGCAGCAGACCCGGAGCGCAAGGUGAAGAAGAGGCCACAGACAGUGGAGCAGGUCUUCGACGACUGCGGCUCCGAUUUCACGAAACUCUACGUGGUGAACGAAUACGAGCUGGACGAGGUGUGCUACGGCACCGAGCUCAGGGAGGACCAGCACAUCGAUGAGCAACCGUACAUCAUGAUGUCCGAGUUCUUUGGUAUGAUUGGCUCGGAGGCGCACCUGAACGAGAAAGACGAGCAGCAGAACUUCUUCAGAUCAGUCAAGGAUAUGGACACGCACAUGAACAUCUACUACGGCCACCUGCAGUACGACGACGUCGCGGAGUUGUGCGGUGGCGCAUCUGGAACAACCCGGCUACUCGUGCGACGAGGAUAUCGGGGCGGUCCCAACUUCGACCUCGUUUGCGACUGCAACUUGAUGACUCACGAGGGCCAGAGGCAGUUUUGGGAAUAUCUGUAUCACGGCAGGCCCCUUGUCUUACUCAUUAGCACGCCCUGCACGAGCUUGAAGGGGUUCUCGGCGCUCAACAAGGUCAUCAACUACGACGGUUGGCUUCGCAGUCGCAAGACAUCAGUGGGGCUGGCUCGCAUCGCCGCUGCAGCGGCGUGUACUCAGAUGGACGCUGGACGCCACUUUGUGUCGGAACAGCCGUUGGGCAGCGACUUCUACAAGCUCGACGACUGGCAACACAUCGCCAACAACUACGCGGUGGUGUGGUGCCAAGUCGACCAGUGCAUGGCCGGCAAGAUCGGGUGGCGAACGGGACUACCUAUCAAGAAGUCCUCGGAGUUCUGGGCUUCGGACGAGCGCCUGCUCGCCGGACUCAGGAGGUUUCGCUGCGACGGCCAGCACGAUCACGCCUUGCUGGCCCAUGGUGGCCGAGGACACCAUCCAGAGCGUGACAAAUGGCGACUAGAGAACCCCAAGGAUCAUGCGGAGUGGGCGAUUGGCAUCUGCCGGGAGCUGGCAGCGAGCAUCUCCCAGAUGGUGGAGCGCGUGAGGCAUCAGGGACACCACCUCGUGGUGUACGAGUGCUACCCCACGGCCGAUGUCACGGAUGCCCGGCCUGCCGGAGUGGUCGCGCGGCCUCAGACACACGACAUACCCGAAUACCUGGAGAAUGCCGAGCAGACAGUGUUCUCCCAAGAGCAGUUGGACCUCGAGACUUACGACCGAGACAACCACCAGCCUCUGAGGAGCCGACUGCGAACCAGGCACCGAGCGCCGCGCGAGCCGACGCGCCAGAUGCCGAACCUGAACCGCCACUGCCUCCACCUGCGCCUGCGGAGCGUCGACCUCGAGUGGCUCGAGCGACAGCGGCGGCACGGCGACUUCGAUCGCGUCUGCCAGCAGCUGGAGAGGCGGAGCCGGACGAGCCAUCAGGCGGCGCCUCGGGAUCGGCAGACGCUAUUGGUGAGGCACCCGCCGCGGAGCAACCGGCUGCGGCCCCAGCCGCGCCAGCCCGAGGCGUGGAUGCGGGGACGCAGGCCCGAGGAAGUGACGAGCCAGGCUGGACUGCAUUCGACCUCGGGCACGCGCUUCGACUACUGCACAGCCCACACCAGGAAGUCGUUCGGCGACAGCUACGACGACUUCAUGUUCGAUUUUGGCACGCUCCUGCAGCUCGCCUCAAGCAUGACGAUAUCUCGGCUCGCGACGGGUUUCAACGAGAUGGUGCAGUGGGACAUCCUCUACAUCGGCGAACAGAUGGUGGCACACAUGAUCGAUGAGGCGACCCGCUGGACGGUGCUACAUAUCCUGGAACGCAAGACAGCGAUCAUGAUCAUCGCCGGCAUCACUCAGGGAUGGCUACGUCCUCACGGCCCUAUGAAGCUGCUGGUUGCCGACAUCGAGGGCGGCCUCCAUGGCGAGGAGGCGUACCAGUGGCUGGACCGCUGGGGCAUUGAGAUGAAGGCCAAGGAGGAGGGCUCGCACGCGCAGCUGGUGGAGCGCCAUCACGACCUAGUGCGCAAGAUCAUACACCGCGUGCAGGCCCAGCUUGCGGAAGAAGGCAUUGUGAUGCCGUUGGAGAUCGUGAUCAUGGAGUGUGCCCUCAUCAAGAACCUCCUCAUCACCGUGGCUGGCUACAGCCCGUACCAGGCGGUGUACGGCCGACUUCCGCCCCUGCUCGCCGAGUUCGAGCCGGUGAGCGACUGCCAGAUCGACGACCAAUCGGCUGGCAUUCCAGGGAUCUCCCGACACCAUCAUCGGCUCCGCGAAGUCGCAAUGCAAGCCAUGGUGGAGAUGACCGCGAAGGACAGGCUGAGGCGCGCACUUCGAUCCAAGACACGUGCCCCGCACGAGGCGCUGCAGCUGGCGGUCGGCGACCAGGUUGACUUCCACCGGCCGCCGAGCACGAAGGAAGAGUCGGGGUGGCGCGGCCCAGCUACCUUGCUGCAGGUCGGGCCUCCAGUGCUCAUUCGAUGGCAGGGCCGAGUAUUUCAAGUGCGACCUCAGGACCUUCGGCGAAGCCUCGUCUACUUCGUGAUGUUCACGAACAACAUCUUCUUUGAGGCAGGAUCGCGUGACCCGGUGGCCACCAUCAUGAGCUACGCGGACCAGCUGGACAGCAAGGUCGUGCGCGUCGGGUGGCUCUUCGACGCCGGGUGGAAGCGGACCGCGGACAGCCAGAAGCUCAGCGAGCUGGUCCUGGCGGUGCUGCACGUUGCCGCCAGUGGCUUCUACCUGGUGGGGUGCAUCGGCGCGCGAGUGGGCAACGGCGUGUCUGUGCUCGAGGGCAUGGUCGGAUGCGACCACAGCUUCCUGUGGUGGUGGCGGCGCGGACGCCCAGAGCUGUCCUGGUACCACGAGGCGUCUGGAUCUGCUCGACUGAAGUUGGCCCCGAUAUUUGGCAAGGAUCACUGGCGGGACGUCAGCUUCGUGCAGUUCAUCAUGACGGACGACGAGUCCGUUCGCGAACUUCGGCGACGUGAACCCGAGGAACCGCCCGAGUUGCAGGAGGAAGACUUCGACAUGACCUGGCAGGACAAGCCGAUAUCCGACACGAGGCCCUCUCCUGCCUCGGCUGCUGCCGACAACAUUGUGCCGUCCGUGAAGCCGCCUGUGAAGCUAGGUGCAGGCGAGCCAGCCGCGGCAGUUGAGGCCCCUGCACCCCGGCACGAGCCAGUGCUCCCGAUCAAGGAUGAUGGCGGCAAGGACGACGACGGCGACUCGGACAGCGACGCGACCCAGGAGUACCUGUUCGCGAGCUGGCAGCACCUGAAGGAGCAGGCCGCUCUUCCUGCUGUUGACGUCGAGUGCGCUCAGAGAGACUUCUUCUUCGCAGCCCCGGACGCAGAUCAUGUGGCAGAAGCAGCAGAGGAUGAUUCUUCGAAUUCCCGACCCGACUGCGUCGAGAUCGGCAUAGGUGCGCCACUCAUGUAUUGGGUGCACCCUGAGGUAGAGCACCUGCGACGACCUGGGUCAGAGGAGAUUUACCUCCUGCGCGUCUACAACACGGGCAAGCGCGAGAUUGUCGUCGAGCGCGAGAUGAACGUGCUCACGCUGGAGGAGGCCCGAGCUCACGAAGUUGAAGUACGGCAGGCCAUGAAGGACGAGCUCCAGCGCUGGGCGGAGUUGAAGGCAUUUCAGCGUUUCCCGAAGGAUCAGGCGACCAACAUCAUCGACUCCCGCUGGGUGCUCAAGUGGAAGGAGAUUGACGGCAAGAAGCAAGUGCGCGCGAGGCUCACGGUGAGAGGUUUCAAGGACAUGCAGUCACCGGAGCUGUCCACCUUUGCGGGUACUACGACACGAUGGGGACAACGACUGGUGAAUCAGGUGACUGCACAGCGCAAGUGGCGAUUGUUCUCAGCGGACAUCAGCCAGGCGUUCUUGCGCGGGCUCACCUUCGAGCAGGUCGCCGCCAUGGACGGCGAGGUCAAGCGGAAGGUACAGUUCACGAUGCCGCCAGGAUCGAUUCCAGUCCUCCGGCAGCUGGAGGGCUAUGAGGACUACAACCCUGUGACAGAGGUGUUGUUGCUCCUGCGCUGCGGCUUCGGUCUGAAGGACGCGCCGAGGCUGUGGCAGGUCAUGUUGAAGCAAGUGCUGGAGAAGACAGGAGGCAAGGCGCUCAUCAGCGACCCGCAGAUCUACGUGUACCACGACGCGAAGGGUGAGCUGCAGAUGAUCAUGUCCUCGCACGUGGACGACCUCAAGGGCGGCGGCGAGGACUACCUGCGGGAGAAGGUACUGAGCAUGAUCGAGAGCGAGUUUGGGAAGCUGAAGCGCCAGUACGACUGCUUUGAGUGCAUUGGCAUCAUGCACGAGCAGGACCCUGUGACCAAGGCCAUCUGGACGCACCAGCAGCACUACGUUCAGCAGCUGCGACCGCUCCAGGAGGAUCAGUACGUGAUGGAGAACGAAGAUGGCCAGGUGAGCGUGGAGAGCCACGCGGCAUAUAUGUCGCUGCUCGGAGGCAUUGCAUGGAUGACGCAGACGAUGGCGCCCAUUGCAGUGUAUGUCAGUUACCUCCAGCGACAGGCCAAGAAGCCGGCGGUCGGAGACAUCAGGAAGAUCAACCAGCUGCUGAAGUGGAUCAUGGUGAACGCCAAGCAGCUCGGAGUUCGGUUCAUCGAGUUGGACAUGACCCGAGUGCGGCUGGCCGUCGUCAGCGACUCAGCUUUCCACGCCAUGGAGUUCGAAGGCUUGGCGAUCCGAGGCUGUGUGAUCAUGUUGCUGGAGGCUGACGACGAGGUGCUUCAAACUGGAACGACGUAUAGGAUCGUGAUGCUUGACUGGUACAGUCGCAAGCAGAACAACGUGGUCAGGUCCACCUACGCCGCGGAGCUCAUGGCGUUGUUGGACGCGCUCGGGACCGGCACUCUCAUGAAUGUGGCGAUGACCGAGAUCAGUGAAGGAGUAUGCACGGCGAACCAGAUGCGAGUGCGGCAGGAGGCUGGCGACCUGGUGUUGAAGAUGAUUGCUGCCAUUGACGCGAAGGCAGUGUUCGACGCCAUCUCCGCCGACACCGUCAAGGUCACCACGGACAAGCGGAUGUUCGUGCCGACGCUCGCAGCACGUGAGCAGAUAGACCGCCGGCAGCUGGCACAGCUGAGCUGGAUCGACACCUUGGACAUGCUGGCGGACGGGCUGACGAAAGGCGAGCUCGACCGGACAGCACUCGUGAAGCUGGGUUUCAGCAACGAGUGGCACCUGAGCGGGCUGCAGCCAGUGGCCUUCUCGGCGCGCAGCGUGCUGGAGGGCCGCGCAGAGCGCUCGAAUUCCCGACCCGAGUGA